Molecule: messenger RNA, 2473 nt
Organism: Effrenium voratum
Lineage: Eukaryota; Dinophyceae; Suessiales; Symbiodiniaceae
Source: the annotation of a GenBank genome assembly
GGUCAACGGGGCGCCCCUCUAACAGCUCCCACUGCAAUGGCGGGCGCUUUUAAGGAGUACGUGACUGGCAACCUGCGACAGGUGUACUGCAACUUGAGCAGUAACUUCGAUGCCUUGCUCUUGGAGCAGCUCCGGAAAGCCGGGGAGGACUUGGUGCAGCACCACAAGGAUCAAAUGGUGACCAGCCAGACCCUUUGGUCUCGGAACGUGUCGCCCUUCAUGAACCUCACGCCAGGGGACUCCUUUAAUAUGAACGCCUUCAAGACGAACGGCGACGCGACGCCCAAGGCACUAAACGGAGGCCAUGACGACUGGGACAGCGACCACUGGCGCUGGAAGGAGGAGCCAUCGCUGGAGCUCAGCCUCGACAGCUGGAGCUUGAAGGAGGGGCCUCCGAUGGUGAAGACCGCCAGCAUGGGCAGCGUGAGCGACGAGGAGGCGGCAGCGACCGCUGCCAAGGCCCCGAAGUUUGCGCAGCUGCAGCUUCACGAGGUGUGGCAUGAGGACAAUCGGCCAUCUCUGAUGAUGAAGAAGAAGACCUCGAAUCGCAUGGACGGUUUGUACAUGCGACGACCCUCCAGAUUCGCUAUACGCUCGGGCGAGGAGAUCCUAGGCAACUCAUGCUUGCAGCGAAUGGUUUUUCGCCCGAGCAGCAUGCGGUGCUUGAUUUGGGACCUCGUUUGUUCCUUCACCAUCGUCUACGACACGGUGAUGAUCCCGUUGCUCUCGGCCUUUCCCAUCGACUCCACUGGGGUGCCUCAGACCUUGGAGUUCAUCAGCUCCACGGUGUGGCUUUUGGACUUGAUUGUCAGCUUCUUCCGGGGGUUCCUGGACACCAAGACAGGCUUCGUGGAGAUGCGGCUGGGCUACAUCGCCUUUCACUACCUCACCACUUGGCUCUUUGCGGAUCUCACCAUGCUCAGCGUCGACGUGGUGUCGCUGUUUCUGGUGGACCAAAAGGCUGCGGCCACCGUCACACUGCUGCGACUCUUCCGCAAUCUGAGGAUCUUUCGACUGGUGAAGAUGGCCGGGCGUCUUUCCCGCAUCAAGGAGAUGGUGGUUGGCCUGGACUACGGCCUGGAAUGGACCUCAGUCUACCUCGCCACCUUCAUGAUCAUCCUCAGGCAGCUGGCGGUGAUCGCGCUGCUGUGCCACUUCUCAGGGUGCGCGUGGUACGCGCUCGGGGGCUUGUCGGUGGAAAAGACCUGGAUCACCGAGCACAUGCAACCAGAGAAGCAAGACGACGUUGUCUUCCUCUACACAACGUCCCUGCACUGGUCCCUGACGCAGUUCACCCCAUCUUCGAUAGAUGUCGUGGCCACGAAUGUGCCGGAAAGGGUUUUCUCCAUUCUGGUGACUGUAGCAGGACUCAUCGUCUUCAGUUUCUUCAUCGGCACCAUCAACCAGUCCCUGGGCAAGUUGGGCAGCCUCACCGCCCAAGAGACUCGACAGAAUACACUGGUGAGGCACUACGUGGUGGAAAAGCACAUCUCAGUGGAGCUGGCAGCAGACAUCCUGAGGUGUAUUCGCAGGCGCGGCCUGGGCAAGGAGAACAGCAAGCUGGUGCUUUCGGACAUCAAGAUCUUGGAAAGCCUCCCUCGGAAGCUCCUGGUCCAACUGCAGCAGGAGGUCGGUAUGCCCAUUUUGGAGUCCCACAGUAUGCUGAAGCACGUGUCUGCCAUGAACUACAAGGAUAUCGCUGCACUGUGCAAUCGAGCCCUGAAAGAGAUGAGCGUGGUCUACGGCGAGGAGCUGUUCCAAGCCGGCUUCCCCGGGGAGAAGAUGUAUUUCGUGCGCAGCGGGAUGCUGAGCUACAACUGGGACCUGACGCCCCACAUCACCGACGAGGUCUUCGCGGAGAGCCGCGUGUCCGAGGCUGCGCUGUGGCUGCGCUGGGAGUACCGGGGGCGCCUGGCCUGCGCGGACCAGAACAGUUAUCUCUUCAGCCUGGAUGCUGUGAACUUUCGGAAAGUCAUGGCCCGCGGCGAUCAUUCGGAUCUUUUUGCGCUCUACGCCCGGCUUUUCCUGAAGAUGAUGACGGAGGAGUGCGGUGCCACGGAGGAGGACGCCACGGACCUCUUCGGCGACGACGCCCACGUAGGGAAGUUGCUGAAGUUGGCCUCACUGCUGGCCCGGGACUCCGUGGAUCUGCGGGCCGUCUUCCACGCCUGGAAGACCAUUGUGCCCGCGCAAAUGCCGCCCAUGGAGAGGGUGAAGAAGGGGCUUUGCUGCCUGCCAGUCAUGAUGAUGACCAUGGCGAAGAAGAAUAAGGAGAGCUCAUCCGAGUCCCAGGAUGAAGCGUGAAGCGCUCCGGGACGAAAUCGAAGUCACCCAGAGUUUGGUUUUGCGGCAUCCCUUUCUUUGCGGCUUGUGAAUCGUUUUUUUUUGUUUUUGUCUUUUUCUUUUUUUUGUUUCUUUCUCUCCAGAGCACUGGAACGCACCGCGUUGCACAGCUCACUUCCUGUCGACGGGA